Molecule: messenger RNA, 1096 nt
Organism: Bufo gargarizans (Asiatic toad)
Lineage: Eukaryota; Metazoa; Chordata; Amphibia; Anura; Bufonidae
Gene: CACNG1
Product: calcium voltage-gated channel auxiliary subunit gamma 1
Exons: 4
Coding region: 100-780 (226 amino acids)
Biological process (GO): regulation of calcium ion transmembrane transport via high voltage-gated calcium channel; calcium ion transmembrane transport
Cellular component (GO): L-type voltage-gated calcium channel complex; membrane
Molecular function (GO): calcium channel regulator activity; voltage-gated calcium channel activity
Source: RefSeq, a predicted model, not a curated record
GCCCCUUCUCCAAUCUCAGCGGCAGCCUCAGAGAUAGCAGAGCUGAGAAGGCGACAGGACAAACUCAGAAGACCCCGCACAAGACCCCUGGCCACCACCAUGAAGGAACUGAAAGCCCUGAAGAUCAGGAUCACCUUCUCCAUCAUCCUGAUUGGGGUGUCCCUGAUGUUGGUCGCCGUGAUGAGCGACCACUGGGCCGUCAUGAGCCCCAAAGUGGACAAUUAUGAUGAGCCGUGCGAGGUGGCGCACUUCGGCUUGUGGCGGUUAUGUACUAAGAAGAUAUUCGUGGAAGGGAACGACGUGAUCAGCAAACCGUGCGGCCCCCUCAGCCUGCCCGGAGAUGUUAACUGCUCGUACUUCAAGCACUUCACCUCUGGAGAAAAUGCCGAGAUCCUACAGGUCACCACUCAGAAAGAGUACAGCAUCUCAGCGGCCGCCAUCGCCGUCAUCUCGGUGGGCUUCAUGACCAUGGGGACAGUCUGCACGCUGCUCUCCUUCAACCAGAAGCUGGACUACCUCCUGAAGCCGGCCGGACUCUUCUAUGUGUUCUCAGGCCUGUGUAUGAUCAUCUCGGCGGAGGUCAUUCGUCAGUCUGUGCACCGGAUGAUUGACAGUAAGGAGACGGUGUGGAUCGAGUACUACUACUCCUGGUCUUUCGCCUGCGCCUGCUCGGCCUUCGUGCUGCUCUUCAUCUGCGGGAUCGCCCUCGUGCUCAUUUCCCUUCCCCGGAUGCCCCGGAAUCCAUGGGAAACUUGUAUGGACGCGGAGCCUGACAUGUGAGGCGCCCCCACCCCGGAGUCCGGGUGCAAGAGACGUUCUGCAGCCCUAGACCCUGCGAGGACGGCGGCCUCCGCUUAUAGAUUUUCUGUAUAUAAUGGAUGUGUCUUCUCACCCUCAGUAAUAUAAGAAUCCAGGAUGCCAGGGAUAACUCCCAUCAUCUCCACAGUGACCCGGCUAUGGGGCCAAAAUUAGAUGCUGAUUUCAGCCCCAGGCGCUGGUGACAGAUUCUUUCCGGACACUCAAUAGCUCCAGUCCUAUAAAGCGCCCCCGCACAAAAUCUCAACAGGUUCCUCGAGAUCGCACAGAGCGAUUAUUA